AUGCCACCCCUCACCACCCUCCUCUCCUUCUACACCUCCCUAACCAAAUCCCUCCUCACCCUUCUCUUCGCCCGCCUCUACAAACCCCAAGAACUCCCCCCCAGAAAUCUCACCAACCAAACCGCAAUAGUAACAGGGUCAAACAGCGGCAUCGGCCUUUCUAUAGCCAUCGCGCUCGCAAAGCAGGGCGCAACCGUCUGUCUCGCCUGCCGAAACGCUGACCGCGGCGCCGCGGCAGUCGACCACGUGGUCUCUAGGUGCGGAGAAAAGAGUAGAAAAAGGGUUUACUGCAAGCUUCUGGAUGUAGGGGAUUUAUCUAGCGUGCGUGCGUUUUGUGAGGAGUGGGAUGGACAGGUGGAUAUGCUGGUGCAUAAUGCGGGUAUUGCUGCGGUGCCUAAAGGAAGGGCGAAAACGAAAGAGGGACUGGAUGUUAUGUAUACGACGAAUUUUUUGGGGAGUUUUCUCAUGACGCAUCUCCUGGAGCCACAGUUCAGUCCAACAGCACGAGUCGUUUUCACGAGCUCGACAGGCAGCUACUCUGCUACCUCGCACUUCCUCCAAGACCCAGACAGAAAGAAAACUCCAACAACAGGCUUACUCGCAGGGACGAUAGCCAGGGCGAAGAAGUUCGUGGGUAUAGAGGAGAGCUCGGCUGCGGCAUAUGGGCUAAGCAAGGGACAACAAGUCCUCUUCGCUUCUAUGCUGCAGCAACGCUUUGGUUCUUCGUCCCACCCGAAACGCACAGCGCACGCGUUCACCCCCGGCUUCACCUCUACCCCCAUCUUCGGCAAGUUCGACUACUCUUGGCGGACAUGGUUUUCGAAUCCGCUGUUCGCAGCGCUGAAGACGACGGAGAAAUGGAUUGCGGUGGAUACGGAUGAGGGCGCGAAGACGGGGGCGUGGCUCGCAACCUGGGGCGAUGAAUUGGGCAGGAGAUGUGAGGCGGGUGCGUACUGGGAGAGGAUGGCUCGGCGGACGAGUUUCGUGGCGUUGAUGAAGGAAAAGCGGAAGAGUCGGGAGUGGGCGAUGUGGGAGAGGGAUGCUGGGGUUGUAUGGGAGGAUUGA
This is a messenger RNA of Didymosphaeria variabile, 1065 nucleotides long. RefSeq lists its product as uncharacterized. NCBI's taxonomy places the organism in Eukaryota, Fungi, Ascomycota, Dothideomycetes, Pleosporales, Didymosphaeriaceae. The record is from RefSeq and is a predicted model, not a curated record. The transcript has a single exon. Bases 1 to 1065 code for a protein of 354 amino acids.